Lingula anatina is the source of this 2837-nucleotide messenger RNA. Its product is annotated as transient receptor potential cation channel subfamily V member 4. Gene Ontology annotation, cellular component: plasma membrane. NCBI's taxonomy places the organism in Eukaryota, Metazoa, Brachiopoda, Lingulata, Lingulida, Lingulidae. Gene Ontology annotation, biological process: calcium ion import across plasma membrane. The record is from RefSeq and is a predicted model, not a curated record. Gene Ontology annotation, molecular function: calcium channel activity.
UGUGUGUGUCAACGCAUUAUAAAGGCACAUAAUAUUUAGCAACCAUAGAAAGACUGUUGUUUACGUAACACUAUAGUUAGAAAGCGACAUCAUGGCACAUUAAGGAUCAGACGCACAAGUGGACGUUGCCAUGUGAAUCGAGGAUUAAAUAAUCUAAUCGAAUAACGCGAAUCAGUACGGGUGGAAAGCUCGAUCGAUGUGUCUACUGCGACUCUAAUGUAUGUUAUCAGAAUCUCCAGUGGGACUGAGGUCCGAUAGCCUUAUCGUACAGAAGUUAUUGAACGGUACCUGGUCGGCCGAUAAAAACAUUGGGUUUAACAGAGAUGGGGGUCUCAAUCCAGCGAGACGAUUUUUUCGAGUAUAUAUUAAGGGGUGAUAUUGACGGUCUGCAAGCAGUGUGUCGAAGCAUCAUCUCAAAUAUAAGGAAAAACGAAAGUGGUGCAGUUGUACACAUUGAGAAUGAUACUCAGCCGGCAAGCGGUCGGCCAAACGUGCCGCCUGCGCGCCGGAGAUUACGUUACUCAGACUCUAACAGUGUACACCCUGAAUCUCAAGGCAAAAGAGAAGACGAAGAAACAAACGGGAAUUUAUUAUUCCAGCCGUAUCCGAGCACCGAAGAAAAUCCCACAGAGGGGACAUUGUUGGAAGGUGGCCUUCCGCUUGUCGUUGCCGCGUGUAACAUAGCCUUACCCGAAAGAACUCAGAAAAAAAUAAUCGACAUUUUAAUGGAAACGGCAAACGACAUAUUUACCGCCCAAAACAUGGAGGAUUUGUUUCCCCUGAAGUGGAAUAAAAAAGGUAACAAUGUGUUUCACGAACUGGUCCGUCUGUCUAUUCAGCCUUGGGUCGAACUGCUCGUCCAAGGGAACACAAUAGACUCUCUGGACAGCACAAUUGUCUAUCCCAUGUCGCCACUAAAAAACGGAUCGACGUUUCUGUUUAACGAGGAACCAAAGACUGUCGUUAGACCAUUAUAUAUAGAAAGGAUUCAAGCGAUUAUGAGGUACAUUCUCAACAAACCUUGUAAACUCGACAAAGAUGAAGUGAAAGAAGACGUCAUUCUGUUUCAGCGCAAUAAGAAGGGAUACACACCUUUAGAACUGGCAGUAAAAGUUGGGUCUGUACAUUUAGCCUCCUAUCUGUUAGAAAUGGAGGACGUUCACAAGGUUAGGAUGUCAGACGACUCGGAAAAAUAUAGGAACAAGCGCCUUGUGCAUCGAGAUUUCGUUUACAGACUGGCUCCUUUGAAAGAAAUAACGGAGGAUCUUAAAGUAGAGCAAAGGUUUGAUGAACUAUUCGUCCGUAAAGAUGGCGCCUUGUCGCUGAUGGAGUGCAUCACCGUGAAUAAGGGGGCAAAAGCCAUAGAGUUUGUCAACAUCGUGCCCCUGAGCCAUGCUAUAGCCGAGCAAUGGGAUAAACGUUUCAAGAUCCAUGUGAUCUGGGGAAUUGCUCAUUUACUUACAACAGUAGCAUUGUCUAUAUGUGCUAGUUUUCGCCCCGCUCCCUCACUUCAUGUGGAUGAAGGUAAUCAUACAUAUCAACAUCUCAGUAUUGAUAAAGUCACUGGCAUUUACACGUCAGGCGGGGACUACGUGCGGGCUGCUUUUGAAAUCGUGGUCGUCUUGUAUGCCAUUGCUCUUCUCAUCACCGAACUGGUUGUUCUCGUCCAGAAGGGAGUGUUUCGUAAUUCUAUCAAGAUGCUCACGAAAGUACGAGCGAAUGAGCGUUAUUCAGUUGUAUUUAUUUUAUACUCGAUCUUCACCAUUACAGCGGCAGUUCUACGUGCGGCCGCGUUUGACUACGAAGAAAUAUUCCUGACUAUCGCCGUAAUUUUGAGUUGGUGGUCCUUAAUUCAUUUUCUUAGACCUUUUAAGCGUUUUGCCUUGUACACAGUAAUGAUACAAAAAGUAAUGUUCAGUGACAUUUUUCGCUUUUCUUUGCUAUUCUUGUUCCAGUUGGUAGGUUACACAACAGCAUUCCAAGUAAUGUUCGAGGGAGUAGAAAACCCUCCCGAAGAAUAUUCUUCCUUUAGUCAAAUUAUGUUUCACUUGUUCAAGAUUACCAUUGGCUUAGGUGAUGUAGGCCUUCUGAAUGAAGUUCGUUAUCCAGGUUUAAGUAUUGUCCUUUUUGUCUCAUUUGUCUUGGUAAGCUAUAUAUUUCUAUUUAAUAUGGUGAUUGCCAUGAUGUCAGAGACAGUGCGGGUAGUCGCAGAAAACCGCAAACUUCAAUGGCGGCUUCAACAGCUCCACGUUUUAAUCUUCAUAGAAAGACGAUUGUUGCCGAAGUUUCGGCGAAAUUGCAUGGUCAUCAUCGACCAACCUUGUAUACCGUCUAUUGUUAAUGAUGUUGAAAAAAGGUUGAGCGAACCACCGAAAGGGAAAAGAAAGAAAAAAGAGGGUAAAAAGAAAAAAGCCAUCAAUGACAGUGGUUACGGUUACUCUCCCUUGAUGGACACGCCUUAAAUUAGAUAUUUAGAUAUAAAAUUAAGGUAUAUGGUGCUGCAUGUUCGGACGAUGCGACUAGUGACAGCAAAAAUACUGGACCAAAUAUUUUUCCUUGUCAAACUGUAUUAUUAUCCGAGUGUAAUCAACUUUUAUACAUCGCGACUAUGGUUGUAUGGCGUAUUAAUAACUAUGAAUAAGAUAAACUGACUUUGUUAGAAUAUUAAAUCUAACAUUAUAUACUUUUAUAUUCAAGAAUAAUGUAAAUAAAAUUUUGUAGCCUUAUGCUCUUCCACUAUUUAGCAGUUUCUCGUCAGCACAUUUUGACAUCAGGGCCCCAUGAAAAUUGGCUCUUGAAACCAUGUGUCUGUACAAAAUGUGUUCCUUAUACGUAUU